ACUCAUCUGCACAUGUGAGUGUAAUUAUUUCUUCUGGUCGCUGAUCGGAUAGUCUGUCAUCUCAAAUAACUAUUUAAUGAAAUUUUCCAAAUUAUAUCCCUUCUUGUUUUCCUAUAAUUUCAUAAAUAACAGUGUUUUUUCUUCUUGUGUUAGCUUGAAUUUUUAUAAUUCACUUAGAAGCUCUUCUAAUUCCCUCUAUUUUUCGAAAACUAAUCCUAGUGCCUUUGUUUUACCCUCUACAUUGUAUAUAAAGAGGCUUAAAAUGUCAGAAUCUUCAAGAGCCCCUCAAAAACAUUUACUUGAUGUGAAGGCUCGAUAUGUCGGUGAGCCUGGAACCAAAUCGUUCAGGGUAGAGUUUGUUAACUCUUCCGGUAAGAAUGUUUCGCCGUGGCAUGACUUACCCCUUUCUCCUUCCGAGGGUCAUGUGACUAUGGUAGUUGAGAUCCCUCGUAACACCAGGGCCAAGAUGGAGAUUGGGACUGGACUGGAACAUAAUCCUAUAGUCCAGGACUUGUUCGCAGAUGGAAGCCUGCGUGACUUGGACUGUCCCAUGUACUGGAACUAUGGUGCUAUUCCUUGUACCUGGGAAGCUCCAGUUCCCUACGAGCACCGUUACAAAGAUGAUAACGGUGAAGAGCGGAGGAUGAGUCUUGUAGGCGACAAUGACCCGCUUGACGUGGUUGAUGUCGGUAGGAAGACUCUUAAGGUUGGGGAUGUCGUGGCAAUGAAGCCUGUUGGAGCCCUUGCUCUCAUAGACCAGAAGGAGAUUGACUGGAAAAUCCUCGCAGUUUCUCCAGACGACGAGCAUUACUCAAAUAUAAACGAGUUGGAAGAUGUUGAUAAGUUCUACCCGGGUACCACAACCGGAAUCCUUGAGUUUUUCAGGUGGUACAAAACCCCUAGGGGAAAACCUCUAAACGAGUUCCUUCCCAAAAAGACCUUUGUCUCAAGGAAGGAAGCCAUGGAAAUAUUAGAACAAACCGGCGAACACUACAAGCAGUUAUUGCAGGGAACACUAAAACAUAAUUUAUGGACACAUUAAUCUUGUUACUAUUAA
Molecule: messenger RNA, 1057 nt
Organism: Theileria parva strain Muguga
Lineage: Eukaryota; Apicomplexa; Aconoidasida; Piroplasmida; Theileriidae
Gene: PPA1
Product: Inorganic pyrophosphatase family protein
Exons: 2
Coding region: 77-1042 (321 amino acids)
Biological process (GO): phosphate-containing compound metabolic process
Cellular component (GO): cytoplasm
Molecular function (GO): inorganic diphosphate phosphatase activity; magnesium ion binding
Source: RefSeq, a predicted model, not a curated record